Raphanus sativus (radish) is the source of this 1754-nucleotide messenger RNA. RefSeq lists its product as uncharacterized. The transcript has a single exon. Bases 275 to 1429 code for a protein of 384 amino acids. NCBI's taxonomy places the organism in Eukaryota, Viridiplantae, Streptophyta, Magnoliopsida, Brassicales, Brassicaceae. The record is from RefSeq and is a predicted model, not a curated record.
UAAAGAGUGAAAAUAAAUAGAAAAGAAAAAAAAAACUUAAAGCUAAAGCAAACGCUCUCGAAGCCUAUAGCCAAGCGUCACUACACUUUCUUACUCUUUCAAAUUUUCUCUCCGAUUCCUAUCAAGAAAAGAAAAGGUUUAAAGAAACCCUAAUUAAAGAUCAGAUCCUCGUCAUCUUUACUUCUCUCGAUCUUCAAUACCCAAAAGCCAUACAAAAAUUUCCAAAUUUGGAAACUUUUUUUUUUCUCUCUAUGUUCUGUUUUCUUUGCCCAACAUGAAAGACAGAGGAAAGAGAACAGCAACGGAGCGAAGAAACGACGACAUUUCCUUCUAUUACAGCACACCUUCCGACCUCUCUUGUCGGAAACAUCCAUCUGUUUCCGCUGUCGGAAUCUGUCCGUACUGUCUCAACGACCGUUUAGUUAACCUCGUUUGCUCCGAAUGCGGCGAGCACAGACUCUCUUCCUGCUCAUGCUCCGACGUCUCUCCUAAUCGAACAUCAAACGCCGCCCGUAUCUCUUCCUUCAUAGACGAAGAGGCGACGAAACAGAGGAAGGAGACGGAGAAGAGUAGAAAAACAGAGGAAGUCGUGGUGUUCAAGAGGAGUAGUAGCAGUUGCGUUGAGAUUAGUAAGAGGAAGCACCAUAGAUUCUCGAGGAUCGGAAGGUUCUUAAGGAAGAUUAAUCUCGUAAAAGAGACAGCUUUGGAUUAUAAUAACAACGAUGGUAAGAAACAGGGUGUUUCGAGAACGAGAUCGCUUUGUAGUUUCCGAGGAGGAAAGGGUUACUUUUUCGGGUCGGAAGAAGACGUGUCGUCUUACUCCGGCGCAAGGAGUUCUUUCUCCGCCGCGGGGAUCUCGAGCGUCAAUGGCGGGUUAGGAGUUUCCGAUACGAAAACAGAGCAUCGGAAGAGCAACUUCGAAGGGAGGAAAAGCAAUUUAAGCGAGAAGAGCAACUUCGAGGGGAGGAAGAGUAACUUCAGCGAGACGACGGAGACUCGGAGAAGCAACUUCAGCGAAUCGGAGCCGCCGCGGAGAAGCUGUUUCGAUGCGAGGAAGAGUAACUUCAGCGAAACAGAGUAUCGAAGGAGUAGUAAUUUCAGCGAAACAGAGUAUACUAGAAGGGAGAAUGACCAUCCACGGAGGAGCAACUACGAAGCAGCAAGGAAGAGUGAUCCGUCGACGAGUUUGACGAGAAGGGUUUUAUCGGUGAAAGAGAGUUACUUCACCGGAGGAGAAGAAGAGUCCAGUUUUAUUGAGAUUAAAUUCGAUUCCUCUGGAAGAGUGGUAAACGACAGCGUUUUGGAGCACGGAGGAGGAGGGUCUUGCUGGUUAAGGACGACGGAUCGAGAGUUGAAUAGCAGUCAAAGAAGCUUCAAAGGAUGGAAAUGGAUAUUCGGACAUCAUCAUCAUCAUCUAAAGGGCUCAUGAUGUUGAUGGAGAUUGAAGGAACAAUUGUGCUGUUUUUGUGAUCCGAUGUCAAUCUUAUUCGGAAAGUUUAGUUUUUUAUAAAAAUGAUUUGUCAUUUUGUUUUUGUUGAAUACUUACAUCGACGGAUCGGACUUCAAGUUUUGUGAUUUUGUAGGGUAACAUUAUGAGUGUACCGCAGCACAAUACAACCUCAACGAUUAACCGGUUGUACCUUUGUUACCAGAACUGGUAUCAGCUGCAGUUAGAGUUUAUUUUCAUUACUAUUAUGCAAUGUAACUUUGGUGGAACUUACGUCAAACUAAUAGAUGAAACGUGGGACAAUGCA